Messenger RNA from Condylostylus longicornis, 3306 nucleotides. It is a transcript of the gene cdm, whose product is annotated as importin-13. The coding region runs from base 176 to 3100 and encodes 974 amino acids. The transcript has 11 exons. Gene Ontology annotation, cellular component: nuclear membrane; cytoplasm. Gene Ontology annotation, molecular function: small GTPase binding. Gene Ontology annotation, biological process: protein import into nucleus. The record is from RefSeq and is a predicted model, not a curated record. NCBI's taxonomy places the organism in Eukaryota, Metazoa, Arthropoda, Insecta, Diptera, Dolichopodidae.
AACAGUAGAUUUAAUAAAGUCAGUGUUCUUUUCUUUUUUUUAAGUAUAUAUUUAGAUAAAGCAAAAAAAAAACUUUUAAUUUGUUGCUAAAAUAAUUGUGACGGAGAAAUUUUAUUUUCUUCUUUAAAGCACAAACAUUACAAGUGGUAUAUAUUUACCAGUAAAAUAUUAAAAAAUGAAUAUGGACACGAUAGAUAUAAAACAAUUGGAAGAGGCUGUUAUCGUUUUUUAUAGGUCUACUUCGCAAGAGCAAGCAAUUACACAUGAAUGGUUAACUAAAGCUCAAGCAAGUCCCCAAGCAUGGUCUUUUUCAUGGCAAUUGAUGCAACCUGGAAAAACGCAAGAAGUGCAAUUUUUCGGAGCUAUAACCCUACAUUCAAAACUAAUGAAGUUUUGGACGGAAGUACCCCCUGAAAAUCGUGAAGAAUUAAAACAAAAGCUUUUAGAAACAAUAAUUCAGUUUGCAAAUGGACCAAAAAUAGUUCUAAAUCGACUAUGUAUUUCUCUUAGCGCAUUUAUUGUUCAUAUGCUAGGAGAAUGGAAUACAGCUAUAGAAGAUAUCAUAAACACAUUUAAGAACUUGCAAAUUCCUAAUGUAACUGCCGAUAUGCAAUUAUGGAUUAUGCUUGAAGUUUUGCAAGGAAUUCCGGAGGAGGCCAAUGCGAUAUAUACAUCAGUUAAACGUGCAACGCUACGUGUGGAAAUUGCGAAAAAGUCGCCAGUAGUUAUUCAAACAAUUGAAUCUUACUUGGAAGCUCAGUUAGAAAGGAAAUGGACUGAUGAAAUGUUUAGUAACAUGAGUAGAGCUGUAAAAUGUGCUGGAACGUGGAUCAAAAAUUUGGGAUAUUGCAUAGAAAACUGUGUUAAAUUAUCGGAUAUUUUAUUAAAAAUAACAAACAAAUGUUAUUGGAACUGUAUGCAAGAUGAAGAGGCUGAUGAAUGCAUGACUGCAGAAGAGAAUGAUUUGGCUGAAACAUGUCUAAAGACUUUAGUUAGCAUUAUCAUCCAACCAGAUUGUCAUAACUAUCCCAAGACAGCAUUUCUUUUAAUUAAAAUGUUUUUGGAUUCAUUAUGUGGUAUAACAAAAUCAGAAUGCAAGGAAAAUAAUAAUAAUGAAGACAUUGUUGUGAACAUAUACACUUUGUUUAUAUCGGCGAUUGAACGUCACUCUCAAAUACUAUUAACUGGAAUAACAACAAGUGAUCCGGAACAUUCACAAUUAUAUCAAAAACUUGUUCAUGAAAUUUUGGCAUGCACUGAUAAACCCGGAAUAUUCCCGGUUGAAGAAUCUUGUAGCACUUUAGCCAUGGGAUUUUGGUUUAUGAUGCAAGAUGAAGUCCUCUCUAUACAAAAUACUCAAGAUAAAUUUGAGCAUUGGGCUAAAAUUAAGCCACUAUAUGCUCACUUAACGACAAUUUUAAUUAGAAAAGCUAGACAACCUGAUGAAACCUCAAUAGACCGCUGGUGCCCAGAUGAUUUAGAAAGCUUCCGCUGUUAUAGGCAAGACAUAUCAGAUACUUUGUUGUAUUGUUAUGAUGUUCUUAAUUAUUCAAUAUUAGAAAUACUGUCAGAGACAUUGGAAGCAGCAAAAUCUGAAAUGGAAGUUAACCCAAAUUCUUGGACAAAUUUAGAAGCUUGCAUUUAUGCUUUUCAUUCAAUAUCAGAACAUAUUGAUGGAUCUGAAAAGAUUUUUAUACCAAAAUUAAUAAAUACUUUAUCAGAAAUUCGAUACAAUGCUGUGAAUGAUAAAUUAUUAGGAACAGCAUUAGAAUGUAUUGGUUCAUAUUGCUUAUGGUUUCUUGAUAAUCCGAUGUAUAUUGGAAAUGCUAUACGUCUUUUAGUUGAUGGACUUAACUCGGCACAAUCUUCACAAGCUACCUUGGGUUUAAAAGACAUUUGCCGAGACUGUCAAUUGCAAAUGAAACCAUUUGCCGAACCUGUGUUGGUUGCAUGUCAAAGCGCUCUGGCUAGUGGUAGAUUGAAAAAUACAGAUAGUGUUCGAUUAAUGUAUAGUAUUGGAAAAUUAAUGAGCAUGCUCAACGUAGAACAAAUUCCAACUUAUUUAGAUAUAAUUGUAAGCCCAUGUUUCGAAGAAUUGCAAUUAGUUUGCCAAAGUGGUGCAAAAACUCCUUCAAAUAAAAUACGAACACUUUAUCGCUUAAAUAUGAUAUCAACAUUAUUCUCAUCUUUGAACACUGACUUUGACGAUGAACAGAUUGAUGAUCUUCACAAUACUCAACCAGUGCUUUUAGUUAUGCAAAAAACUAUGCCUCUUUUCAGGCAAAUUGCAGAGGUUUGGAUUGAAGAAACGGAAGUGGUUGAGAUGGCGUGUAAUGCUCUAAUACAGGCACUUAAAAAUCUUCAAAAUGAUUUUAAACCUAUGCUUCAAGAUAUGUGCUGUUUCAUAAUUUCAAUCUUUCAAAACAAAUGUUGUGCUCCUGCGUUAGAAAUAUCGAAAACGGCAAUUGUUCUUUUUUAUAAGGAUGAAAGUUGCAAACCAAUGAUGCAAGAACUUUUUAUUCAGUCAGUAUUGUACACAGUAAGGGUUUUUGAGCAAACUCAAGAAAAUCAAUUUUCAAAUAUCGCUGAUUUAAUUGAAUCAUUCUUUUCAACGAACACUCAAAUGAUAAAAAAAUCACCAUCCAUAUUUGAAAAUGAAAAUGUGGACUUAAAAAAAUUAAUAAUGUAUGCUUUAAAAGCUGUAACUCUUCCUGAAACCGGACCUGUCAAAAAUGGUAUACAAUUUAUAUCCCAUUUCAUAAUGCAAUCACGAAAUUUUACAAAUAUGACGAAAACUGUACUGGAAAGUGGUGAAGAGAUUGUAAGAUGCACUAUUCUUUGCAUUGGCUGUUAUACCCCUCGGGCUUUGGUUGAAUCUUUUGCGGAUAUUUUUUUGUCAAUAAAUAAGAAGUAUCCCGCUGAACUUGUUGCUUGGAUGAAAUUAUUAGCAACACCAAAUUUUCCCACACCAAAUGUGGAUGAUGCAGAAAAAUUUAAGUUUAUGUCGCAAAUAAUCAGAGAAAAGGUAAAUAAAAGAUUAUUACAAAACUAUAUAGCUGAUUUCGCAGCUAGAUCGAGAGGUUUUGUAGAAAAAAUUUAAAAAGUAAGAGAUGAUAUAAAACUGCAUGCAUAAUAAUUAUUGUAAUAUUAGAAUUUUCCUAUUAUUGUAGUAUAUAUUUAACCGAAUUUCAAUACACCUUUCAUGUUUUUGUCAUGAAAAGUGAAUAGAUUUAAGUAUAGUUCUUAAGAAUAUUGUGAUAAAUAGUGUUUUAAAGUUUACUGUUUAUUUCUGCUCUUUAAAUAAUU